CAAAACCCAUUACUUAAUGUCUGCAUUCUUUUUCUGUCCUGCAUUCAGUAGCAGAAUUUUUUAUACCUUCUAUGUGAUUAGUAGAAUGAACUCCAACAAAACCUUCUUGUUAACAGAAUAAGGAGCUUUUUUUUUGGGCUACAAGGAUCAGGAUAUUCACAUGUCAGGCUAUUUUCCUGAUGAAGUCAUGCUAGAAAUUCUUAGUAAACUGCCUGUUAAAUCCAUAGUAAGAUGCAUGUGUCUUAGCAAGUCUCAGCACUCUCACAUCAAAACCAGCACCUUCUUUUCUACUCAUCUCAAUCAAACCAUUUCCUCAACUAAACACUCCUUAUUUCUUCUAAAGUUUUUCACUGAUCCUAAAGAGUAUUUUUCGCUCCAUUUCGACGACAAGGAACUAAACAAGUACAUGCAUCUUGAUUACCCUUUGGACGGCAAUAGAUACUUUGAUUUGAUCAACUCUUGUAAUGGCUUAAUUUGCUUUGCAGAUUGUUUUUACCUUCACAGCAAAACUUUCAUUCUGUGGAAUCCAUCCAUCAGGAAGACCUUAAGACUCCCUGUACUGAAUGUGACAUUCGAAACGCAUGGCAGGCUUGGCAGCUACCAUCCUUAUGUUGGGUUUGGAUUCGACUCGAGCACCAAUGACCACAAACUCCUGAGGAUUGCAGCAUUUCAUAAUAAUGAAUGCCUGUGAGAAGUUUAUUCACUUAUUGCAGGUUCUUGGAAGUGUAUUCAUACAACAGGACAGAAAUACAAUAUCAUUGAGAAAUGUAAAGAGGCAUUUGUUAAUGGAGUAGUCCAUUUUAUAGCUUGUGAGGAAGUUGAACAUGGUGAAUCUGAAGAAAUGUAUGUUCUGAGUUUCGGUUUCAGCAACGAGGUUUUCUGCAAGUUUAUGUUGCCAGAAGGUUUUGGAGAAGAGAUUCUUUCUGUGCUUGUAUUUAAGGAGUCAACAAUUGCUAUUUUCUGUUUAGAAUCAUACUCCUCUUUUGAGUGUUCUCUGUGGGCGAUGAAGAAGUAUGGUGAGACAGAAUCAUGGACCAAGCUGUUCACAAAACAAGUUGAAGUAAUACCAAGAGCAUUGGGAUUCAGGAGAAGUGGAGAGUUACUGUUGGAUUUUUAUAGAGGAGAGAUUGUUUCAUAUGAUUCCUUAUGUGGAAAGCUUAGCAUUACUGGAUAAACCAUAGCCUAUUAACAAUGUCUAGUUAAGGAGAAAUCUGCUCAGAGCAACGUUCCACUAGUAAGAAAUCUUUCAACACUACUUGAUUCAAUUUGGCUAAAGACACUAACCCUAUUAGCAAAACCAGUUAAUAAUUUUCUUCGAACGGCAAGGAGAUAUAAUUUACAUGUCGCAAAUUAAAUUGGUGCACUUACUAAUACCUAUCAAGCCUAUCCCUAUGUAUUCAUUCAUUUGCAUACAACGUAACCGAUUUAAGUAACUAUGGACCCAACAGAAAUUAAAGCCCACGAAUUCAUGUUCCUUUCAGCGACCUGUCAAUAUUAUAAGUGAGAUGAUUAGAGUGGAAGACCCUUAAGGCCUAAACCAGUGUUUUUCUUUUUCCUGAAGAGAAAAACAAAGAUUCCUGCUUCUUCAUGCCAUAGACUCUUAA
Messenger RNA from Manihot esculenta (cassava), 1604 nucleotides. Its product is annotated as F-box protein At3g07870. The record is from RefSeq and is a predicted model, not a curated record. Lineage: Eukaryota; Viridiplantae; Streptophyta; Magnoliopsida; Malpighiales; Euphorbiaceae. Gene Ontology annotation, molecular function: protein binding.